This is a messenger RNA of Grammomys surdaster, 3062 nucleotides long. RefSeq names its product ring finger protein 25 (gene Rnf25). The record is from RefSeq and is a predicted model, not a curated record. The transcript is spliced from 10 exons. Gene Ontology annotation, molecular function: ubiquitin protein ligase activity; protein binding. Bases 1724 to 2995 code for a protein of 423 amino acids. Lineage: Eukaryota; Metazoa; Chordata; Mammalia; Rodentia; Muridae. Gene Ontology annotation, cellular component: nucleus. Gene Ontology annotation, biological process: protein ubiquitination.
GAGCCGGAGAAGACAUGGCGGCGUCUGCGUCGACAGCUGCCGGGGAAGAGGACUGGUAACUUUGGGUCAUAGGUUUUGGCUGGCUGCCUGGAUCUGGUGCUGGGAACUAGCAACAGCUUCGGACCGUCCGAAUCACGGGCAUAAAGGGUGGAUCAAGGCGGGAGGGAUGGAAGAGACCAUGACAUCCUUUCGUAGGCGAGCUACUGGACCGGGAAAGGAGGGGGGAGGGACGCUGAUCUGAGAAGGGACUGGGUCUACGGCGGCCCUGCCAGCAGGGCCCACACCUUAUCGACCCCAUUGCCCCCUCCUAUGGACCUACCCCUUCCCACUUCUCCCUGAUGGGGUUUUCUGGGCCCUGGAGGAUGGCUGCUCAUCACACCUCCCACGUCUCGGAACAGACGCCCUCCUCGUGCCCCUAGGAUCCUGCCCCUUGGUUCAGUCCAUGUCUGCCUACGCGUUUUUCAAUCUUCCCAUAUCCCCGACAGCAUAAUAACUAUUGUCAGAAAAGCCUUAUUCCCUUCAUAAGCCCUCCUACUCUCUCGAACAUUCUUAAUAAACCAAAAGCCUUUAAGGGCUUUGGGUUUUGGACAUAAGAUAAAAAUGUGCUCACUUCAUAUUUAAUUAGCUUGAUGUGAUGCUGACCAAACCAGCUAGCUCCCUGCGAGUCAGUGUCAGCUAUUAAAAAAAAAAAAAAGUGGGUGUGGCAUUACCUCAUAGAGUAGUUGGGAGGAUCACGGUGGAUUUGUAAUAUCCAUAAGCCUGCUUGCUUUUCAUUAAUUGCUGAAAUAUAAGACCUCAAGAGGCUAGGUAAACCCAAAGGACAUCUGUCUGGGUUAAGGCCUUAUAUUGUUAUUAUUAGGACAGCCUACUGCGGACCCCCACCCCACCCCACCUGUAACCUAUGACCUUAUUUACUCCCAGUCUGUAUCUUACAUCCAAGGCUCAGGUGACCUCAGGUGACCAAAGUACUAAAGGAAGUCUUAACUGAGGCUGCACCUCAGUGUUACAUUGGUUUAGGGAGCCCAGCCAGACUAGUGCUUUUCACUGUCGGGAGGGACUUCUAAGAUUAUGAAGGGACACCUGAGCCAUAACAGGGUAGCGGUGGCUGUAGUAGUCUAUAGCAGCCAAAAUGUCUUUUUUUAUUAUUAUUGUUAUUUGUAAAAUAAUAAGCUUUAUAUUUUAAGGUUUCUGCCUAAGGCUUAAGAAGAAUGGUAAUACUAACCAUCACUGAUAGAAGUGGUGCUGGGGUGUGCACUCUCUCGAUGGAGAGGAAAUGUAUGAGAGAACGGAUACAGGUUUCAUAUCACCUGGGUAGGGCUGUGGACAAUCACUCUUCUUUGAUGUCAUUACAACUGUUUUUUCUAUGUUUAAAUGUGAGCCCUUUGGUUUAUAUCAGGACCAUGAACCCUGUCUUAGACAUGAUGAUCAGAAUUAACUACACAUCCAGGGUUAUGUGUGCACUCAGUGUCCUCAGACUGUGCCCUUCUCCGUUUCCUUUUAAAGGGGGGGGAAGAUCACUUAGAUACUAUGUCUCAGACAUUUGUGCACUUUAAACAAAUCAUUUCUCUCUCUCAUAGUAGCCCUAGUGAGUAUGCUCUAUUUUCACUAGGUGGUAGACAGUGUAACUCAGGCUUCUAAAAAUAAGUAACCUGACCACAUAGCUUGGGUCCUUCCCUCUGAAGUUGAAGUAUUAGAGUCUAUCUAUCUGGAUGAGCUACAGGUGAUGAAAGGGAAUGGCAGAUCACCAUGGGAGAUCUUUAUCACUCUGCACCCUGCCACCGCAGAGGUCCAAGAUUCGCAGUUUGUCUGCUUUACUCUGGUUCUCCGGAUCCCAGUACAGUAUCCCCACGAGGUGCCACAGAUCUCCAUCCGUAACCCUCGAGGACUUUCAGAUGAGCAGAUCCACAAGAUCUCACAGGCACUGGGCCAUGUGGCCAAGGAAGGACUAGGCACUGCCAUGCUCUAUGAACUCAUUGAGAAAGGGAAGGAGAUUCUCACAGAUAACAACAUUCCCCAUGGUCAGUGUGUCAUCUGCCUCUAUGGGUUCCAGGAGAAGGAGGCCUUUACCAAAACACCGUGUUACCACUACUUUCACUGCCAUUGCCUUGCCAGGUACAUCCAGCACAUGGAGCAAGAGCUGAAUACACAGGAACAGGAGCAGGAGCGACAGCAUGUUGUUAUCAAGCAGAAGGCAGUCGGUGUGCAGUGUCCUGUGUGCAGGGAGCCCCUUGUAUAUGAUCUUGCCUCGCUAAAAGCAGCCCCUGAACCCCAACAACCCAUGGAGCCGUACCAACCCAGUGCAGAGAGCUUGCGCCAACAGGAAGAGCUCAAACGGCUGUAUCAGAGGCAGCAGGAAAAGGGAGGCAUCAUCGACCUUGAGGCUGAACGGAACCGAUACUUCAUUAGCCUUCAGCAGCCUCCUGCUACUCUUGAACCUGAGUCAGUUGUAGAUGUCUCCAGAGGACCCCAACCUCCUAAUGCCCUUUCUGCAGAACAAUCUACUUCCCUAGCUGUCCAAUCAACUCUGCCAACUCCUCUACCCACGGCGACCCAGUAUGUAUAUGAGAAGACUUCGGGGGCUGGGCCAAAUCAACAGAGGCCGGGUGAGACUCAGAAAUCCGUGCUAGAUCCUCCACGACCUGGUCGUGGCUCCUGGCGACAGUAUGAUCGGAGGCACCCAAAAGGAGGGGAGUGCUGUGCCCCAAAAGGUACCAGUGAAAUCCACGAACUGCCACCUCCUGAGAAGCCUCUCAAGGAGACUAUGGACUUAAAGGCAGAACCCCGUAACAAAGGGCACACAGGUCAUCCUCAGGAGAAGGGGCCUGGUAGCUGGCAGGGCCCCUCAGCUCGCAGGACUCGGGACUGUGCUCGCUGGGAACGCUCUAAAAACCGUACACCGGGUUCUUCCUAUCCCCAUCUACCUCGGGGCCAGGGAACAUACCGGUCUGGUACUCGCAGGGAGCCCCUGGGCUUGGAAUCUGAGGAAGGUUCCUAGCAGUACUGUUGGGGGACAGGGAAUUGGGGUGGGAGGGAGGCAAUAAAGAGAUUUGACCUUUGCUUAA